Messenger RNA from Podospora pseudopauciseta, 2934 nucleotides. RefSeq lists its product as uncharacterized. NCBI's taxonomy places the organism in Eukaryota, Fungi, Ascomycota, Sordariomycetes, Sordariales, Podosporaceae. The coding region runs from base 382 to 1926 and encodes 514 amino acids. The transcript has 2 exons. The record is from RefSeq and is a predicted model, not a curated record.
CUAAGGGUGAGAUGAAUGAAAUGGGGUUCCAAGGGGGAUUGUUCUUUUAUUUCCCAUGUAAUUGGCAUCGAAUGGCUGCAUACGUAUUUGGUAAUUUACCUACUCCAGUUGCUAAGCUAAGGGCUUACCAUCAACCCCCCUUCCUCAGACCUUCGCUCCACAUGAAACUCAGUCGUGCCUUCCAAGAUGACGAGAUGGCCUUCAUCGUACCUUCCCAUAAAACCUGCUGUGUGGGGUAAUAAAGUCCGGCUGUUCAGUUUGAAGCGCAUAAUUGGGGGGCCAGCAAUGAACUGAGACCUUGUCUUUUGAACAUGUCAUGAAUGUUCUUCGACUUGCAUCAACCCUCUCUCCCAAUGUUCCUCGCGCUCCAAAUAUCCGGCCAUGCCUGCUGCGAAGCCCACGCCACAGCCUAGAAGACCAAUACGCAGAUUCGAAUUGCAGGAUGUCCGCUUUAAUGGCAGAUCAAGCUUCUAUAAAGACCCGCAGCUGGUGCUGAAGCCGCAACUCGAUCUUGUUCCUCGUAGACCAGUCGAUGGCUCGCGACUUCGGAUGCCUCUAUGGCGAAAUUACUUGAUGGUCCAUGUUAAAGACAGGGCUGAGGAACUGGUCAAGCUCGACCUUGCAGACUUUCGUCCGUCGGAGGAGCCUACAGACAACGGUGCACCAGAGCAAUUCAUACGCCGCGCCCAACAUGAACCUGUUCUUUAUGUUCGAUAUCCUUCCAACACUCAAGAUGGAUCCUCAAUACUCAGAGCCACUCUCAAAGUUGCUUCGGACUUUGAGACUGUCUUGAAGGAAUUUGAUGAUUUAGGGAUAAAUGUCGACUGUUAUCAAGAGGAAUUGCCGCAGGAUCAGAGUUAUUCUUGGAGCCAGCCUUACAGCCAAUCACAAAACGUCUACUACCACCCGACUCCAAACGCCAUGUCUCCCCCACUGCCACCACGCAGCUCGCCAUACAGCUCAUCAAAUCACUCACAUCCUUACAGCUCAAGCCCACCAUAUUCAAUUGCACCAAAUCCACCAUAUCACUAUCCCAACGCAGCACCAGAUCAACUCACCUAUGAGCGAUCUGCAAGUCAACCGGUGGGAUAUCCUGGUGGUUAUCAAUCUCAAGGACAGUGGUCGCCUCCAGUGAUGCCAUCCCCGGCAGCAACAACCAUUGGAGUCCCUGGAGUACUCGGAGCGGGCAUAUACAAGGUUAGCAAACUCGGGUCAUUUUCGUCUUCUCGGUCAAGGUCACGGAAAAGCCAAGCCUCUCGAGGAGGGCACGGCUCUGCUCCUGGGAAACAUCUCGACGAUAACCACCAAACAACCCAAUCGCCUAGCAGUGGAAUAUCCAGCCCACAUCCUCUUCCGGACUCUUCCUAUUCUGUAUCCGUGCCCAGGAGGCUUCUCCAGCGAGUGCAGACAAUUAUUAGUGAAUCAGAGAGCCAAGAGAACAUUUCGCAAGCGUCGACUCUUACGUCAGACUAUGAAGACCCUUCGUCACGGCCGUUUGGGGGUUUGAGAAUACCAGAGGAGGAAGAAGCUGGAGAGGCAUCUAGCCAACAGACCGCGAUCACCACGGUGGCAUCGACUAGGUCAGCCACGAGUACUGCAAUGGUGCCUGCACAUCCAAAUACCUCGACAGAAAUAGUUCCCUAUAGGCAAGCACAACAAAAGCAUACCCCUCCGGACUCGGGGAAAAUCAACAUGCAGGCACUGCUGCGCAUCUCGCAGAUACAACAGGAAGGGCUGGUUGAUGCGACGAGGUUAUGGGAGGAUAUGAUGGAGAAGGGGAGGAAUGCGAUUGCUGGGGUUGAUGAUCCGGAAGAGGCAUUUAGAGUGUUGUCGGGCUUCCAGGAGGAGUUCAUCAGAAGAUGGACUAGGGUGGUUGCUUCGACAGUGAGGGAGAUGAGGGAUGUGGAGAAUAAGAGCGCAAUGUAAUUGUAAAUGAGUGUGUAUCUGGCUCGAAUUUCUUGAGUUUCAUUUGAGGAGAGACAGCUGGAAAAAUCACGGCUGGACACAUAAGCAGACAAAAACAAAAGUAACUAUUAAUAUCAACCCUUAUUACACCUUACUCUUGUCCUCCCUUUCUUUUGUCUCCUCCUGCUCCUUCUUCUUGACAGGCUCAUCAUCCGGACUAAAACUCAGACUAACACUGUUCACACAGUGACGCUCGUCAGUAGGGGUGGGGAAGCCUUCCCCCUUGAAGACGUGGCCGAGGUGGCCGCCGCAGUUGCUGCAGACAAUCUCGGUGCGGAGCAUGCCGAAGGCGCGGUCCUCAUGGCGGGUGACGGCUCCAGGGAUGGAGUCAAAGUAGGCGGGCCAUCCGCAGCCCGAGGAGAACUUGUGCGAGGCCUUGUAGAGGGGGGCGUGGCAGCCAGCGCAGGUGUAGACUCCGGUUGUGGGGUAGUGCUUGUCGAACUUGCCGGAGCCGGGGGGUUCGGUGCCCUUUUCGCGGAGGAUGCGGAAUUGUUCCUUGUUUAGGACUGCGCGCCACUGGUCUGGUGUUCGUUGGUCUGGGUAGGAUGAUGAUGACGACAUGUUGGAGGCGGCGGUUGUUCCGAAGAGGCUGGCGAGGAAGGAGGGGAUGACGGGCAUGGAGGAUCUCAGUGGUGGAGGGCCGGAGCGGAGGGAGCAAGUGUUACGAAGGGGUGCAGAGGUGCGGGUUAGGUGGGAGAGGGUGAAGAAUAGACGGGUGAGUGUUGAGCGCAUGAGAAUGAGUUUAAAGAAUGUGUGAGAGGGGUUGGGGUUAUGAGAUGCGGUUUAUAUGGAUGGGCUGGGGGGCCUCAGAUCGGAAGAUUUAGAAGCUGUGAGUGAGAAUCGGUUGAAAUACAGCGGGGCUGAUCACUGACAAAUCGGUGGUUUUUAGGGGCGAUGAGACAAAGCCGGUUUGGCUGUGAGUUUGGAAUCAACGGGUAUUUGGAUUUGGAGAGGGUCUAAUGUGGCAGU